Molecule: messenger RNA, 645 nt
Organism: Microthlaspi erraticum
Lineage: Eukaryota; Viridiplantae; Streptophyta; Magnoliopsida; Brassicales; Brassicaceae
Source: the annotation of a GenBank genome assembly
AUGCCACUAAACCCAAUUCUAGAAGUUGAGAUCUUUGAUGUAUGGGGAAUAGACUUCAUGGGACCUUUCAAACCUUCCUCAAACGGGCACAACUACAUUUUGGUUGCUGUGGACUAUGUGUCCAAAUGGAUUGAAGCCAUCCCCUGCCCAACCUGUGAUGCAAGGUUGUUAUCAAACUGUUCAGAACCAUCAUCUUUCCAAGAUAUGGCAUCCCAAGGGUUGUUAUUUCGGAUGGAGGUUCCCAUUUCAUCAACAAGGAAGGAUUGGGCAGCAAGGCUUGAUGAAGCACUUUGGGCUAUAGAACAGCUUACAAAACCCCCAUUGGAAGGUCUCCUUUCAACUUGCUGUAUGGAAAGGAUUGCCACUUACCUGUGGAGGUCGAAUACAAGGCUAUGGGCAGUAAAGAUGCUGAACUUUGAUAUAAAGGCAGCACAAAGAAAGAGGAUGAGAACCAAGGCAGCCCACGACAAACUGAUUCGCCUUAAGGACUUCAAGGUUGGGGACAGUGUGCUCUUGUAUAACUCCAAGCUAAGGUUGUUUCCCGGGAAGCUAAGGUCAAAGUGGGCGGGACCAUUCAAGAUUCACGAAGUUUACCCUAUGGAUCCCUCACUUUACUCAAUCAAGAGGGGAAGGAAUUCACAGUGA